AUGCCGUUUUUACAAAAUAAUAUUCAUGUUAAAGAAGAAUAUGAUUCAAAUUUAAAAUAUAAAAAGAAAUAUUUUGAAUUACGGAAUGUGAUUAAAAAUUUAGUUUAUGAAAAUGCAGCAUUAUGUGAUUUAGUAACAGAUAUACAAGAAAAAGUUAAUCUUGUUAAAGAGGAAAGAAAAUUUUUACUUUUAAAGCUUUAUCAAUUUGACCCUUCUUUAUUAAACAUUUCUAAUCCUCCUGAUGUAAAUAAAAAGAUCAAAAAGAGAACCAAUUCUGAUACACCCGAUAUUAAACCAUCAAAACGGAAGCCUGUGUUAAAAAUAAAAAAGAAGUUAGUUCAACCAAUUCCGCUCGAUAGUACAGGACGUCCUGUGUUUCCAAUCAGUUUAGGCGAUCUUACAAUACAUUCAUUAGGAGAAGUUCUCACCGAUAGACCCGAAUUUCAUUCAGAAGAUGUAAUCUAUCCUGUUGGUUUUGUAUCAACACGAAUUUAUGGGAGUGCUAAGGAUCCAGAGAAAAAAUGUGUUUAUACCUGUAAAAUUUUUGAUGGUGGUAAUGGACCCAAAUUUGAAAUAGCAGCUGAUUCAGAUUUAGAAGCUCCCAUUGUUGGUAUGUCAGCUGAUUAUUGUCACACACAAUUACUUUUACUAAUCAAUUCCACAAUUCAAGAGCAAGUAGUAAGCACUCGACCCAAAGGAAAUGAAUUCUUUGGUUUAACACAUUCAACAGUAUUAAAUCUAAUACAAAGUUCACCCGGUACACGUAAAUGUGUAAACUAUAAAUGGAGUAAAUUUGAAGUGAGCAAACACAGUGAACCAAUAACAGAUGAUAACGAUGCAACGCUCAGUUACGAUUCGUUACAACGUAGUAUAACAUUUAGCAAAUAUCAUAUGGUACCAGAAAUCAAGGAAGAACCACCGGAUGAAAUAAUGGAUACAUCGUCGAAUACUUUACGUGAUUUACUUAUGUCCUGACAUGAAACUGGUCUUCCAUCAAAUACUCACAUUUCAUUAUCGUGUAAUAUUUAUCUUAAACAUUAGAUGCAUGAACAAAUUUAUUUUUUAAUUAAAAUAUAAUUAUUUGUACUUAAUAAAAAUACUUUGGUCGUAUUUAGAGUAAGUUCUGAGCUGCUUCGUGGAACUUUAAGAAAAGGUAUCUAUUAUCAAUAUAUAAACAGUAAAAAAAAUUAUUUACUAAAUCAACCAAUUUUGUCAUUGACCAUACCAAUUUUCAUGUAGGGUCGCCGAAAAUCUUCGUACAUUAUGCAUUUUAUUGUUUUCGUAUCAGAAAUCUAACAAUAAUCUAAACCUGAAGCUCAGAAUUGAUCUGUACACAACCAUUGUUAAUAUUUCUCAAGUACAUUAUUGUCAUAAAGUUUAAAAUUCCCGGUGGAAAGGUUCUAUUUAACGUGGUUCGGAAAAUUUUGGUUGGGUUCCCAAGCUUCACAUUUGAGGAUGACUGAGUUUUUUUGUUAUUCUAGCAGGAAGAUCAUCGAAUAAUAAAUGAUAAAAUCAUUUUUAUCUACGCCCGUGGAAUAUAAAAACUACUUUUCUCGCUCAUUUUGAGAGCGAAAAAUACUUCCAUUACCACACUCAUUGUCGUCAUGAACACUCAUUUUCAAUUUAAAAAUUUGACCUAAUUACUGUCAAAAUAUAAAUUAGUGAGUUAAAACCGUUGGGCAGAGUAUGGUGCGACCCCUGAGGUCCACACAAAUAACUUCCCAGUAUAAUAAAAAGUUUAAAAAAAAUUAAAACACGACCGAAUGUUAUGAAAAUCUUUUCGGAUCAUAUUGCCGUUAACACGCUUCGAUUGACAUGCCAACGAAGUCGAUAUCAUUUUUUGUUCGCGCGAUAUCGACGAAGAACAAAAUUUCUAUGGACGUAUACUUGCGGACUUUAAAAAUGCGACAAAGCUGUAUAAUAGAUAUAUUUGGUGGUUGAAAAUAACACUUUAAUUAAUAUGUGUUUUAAGUUUUAAUGCCACCAAAUAUAUUUGAUAUACAGUUUUGUAGCAUUUUUAAAAUCGGCAAGUAUACGUACUCCAGAUUGGUGUCAAUGCCUUGUCUUAGCCAUGAAACGUAAAGAUAUGUUGAAAAUUUCCAUUUCGAAAAUCGGACCCAUUCACAGAUUAUAAUUUUAUAUAAUAAACUAUAAUCUGUGUUCAAUUAAAAUGGUUUACCGAUACCUUAAAAAAGAACGAACACCCCGCUUUAUUAAUAUAAUUAAUUGUCGGACAAAAUCGUUUAUUAUUCAUCAUCUCUCUUUUGGACUAAAGAAAGAACGAGUAGCCAUCAAUUUGAAGCUUGGAUGCCAACCGUUUUAAAAGUAAAAUAUGUAAAAAAAAUUUCAACUAUAUGACUCCAGUGUAUUUUUUUUUUUUACAAAUUGUACCAAAUUAUACACUAUGUCUUAAUAUAAAAGUUAUAUCCGAAAGAAUUUAAGCCAAUAUUAUAACCCCUGC
This is a messenger RNA of Chrysoperla carnea, 2461 nucleotides long. RefSeq names its product transforming growth factor beta regulator 1. The coding region runs from base 1 to 975 and encodes 324 amino acids. The transcript has 5 exons. Gene Ontology annotation, cellular component: nucleus. Gene Ontology annotation, biological process: regulation of cell cycle. The record is from RefSeq and is a predicted model, not a curated record. NCBI's taxonomy places the organism in Eukaryota, Metazoa, Arthropoda, Insecta, Neuroptera, Chrysopidae.